AUGUUAGUGAUAAAACCGUGUAAUCUCAUUUCAGCGAACUUAUACGCAAAUAAAUGUUGUAUAUCGGACGAAAAUUCGUUGUUUUUGCGCUUAAAUCGUAGUAACGGAGAUGAAUGGUACCAGCCGCGCUGUAGCAAGUACUUCGUCGACGAGAACGGCCGGUUUCCCUGCGAGAAGUGCGGCAAAAGCUACAAGCAAAAGACCCACCUGAUCAGGCACUUGCACUUCGAGUGCGGCGUCGAGCCCAAGUUCGCCUGCAGGUGCGGCAGGAAGUUCAAGCAGCGCAGCAACUACAACACCCACAUCAAGAUGAUGCACCAUUUUUGAACUCCCCCGCGUUUUUUCUUUUUUCGGCUGGACCAAUAAAUUUUAUCGAUUUUUCCUCGCUUGUUUUUAUACCCGCUGUUUCGCUCGAGAUAGGCCAAUAAAUUUCCCGAAUACACCCCUGUCGUUUUCGCGACAGGACCGCACCCAACUCAAUUUACCACCCUGAUUACACCCCUGUCGCUUUAAACUCGUUCCACACGACAGGACAGUAUCUACAAGUAAGUACUUACACCAUAGAUAUAAAACAGAUAAAUGGCGUCAAAAAUUUUUGAAUUUAUGAACGACUGGUUGAGGAUACUUACACAGUAAGUACAAGUAAGUAAAUUUCCCAAAUACCACCUCCGGCUCGAUUCAAUUUAAAUCCCGAAUACGCCCCUGUCGUUUUACGGCGUUCCUGCGACAGGACCGUACGCAGGGCAAUCCGAGGCCCCCGAAACAGCGAGCGGCACUAAAGCAUGGGCGUUUUAUAGGUGGCGGGGUGCGAUGUCAUCAGUGCUUCAAGCGAUACAAGCACCGGAUCACGCUCAAUCGGCAUUUGAGAAUCGAAUGCGGCAAGCGAUCGAGGUACGAGUGCUCGUUGUGCGGGAAAUCGUACGCCCGUCGAAUCACCCUUAACAAACACAUGUCGAAGAGCCACGCUAAUCGAAGGAGAAAUUGAGGCGGAAUGUACGAGCGGCUCUGUAUGGUUAAUUCCGACGUUGCCAGACGGUCCGCAAUGCCGGAGAUGCGGCAAAACGUGCGAGAACAACUCCGUGAAUUUGCACGUGAAAUAUAAUUGCGACGAGAGCCCCAUCAAAUGCCCGAAGCUGGCCUGCUCCUUCGUAGGCAAACGGAAGCACAUGAAGGAUCACUUCCUGCGCCAACACGGACCCGAAAUCGCCAAAAAUCGACGUUUAAAAUAAUUUUUCACACACAAUUUAAAAUAUAAUUUACCGUAAAAUUGUUAGCAAAGUAUUAUAGUAGUAAUAAUUAGUGUCGAAUUGUAUACUGCAUGAACUUAUAACCUAACCGCAAAUCGCUUCGAUAAAUGUAAAUAAAAUCAACUUGUAGGCGCCAAAUCGAUGCUGAAGCGGAUGUUCUUCCCCCAAAACACCUGUCCCGUCUGCUACAAAACGUUCAACCGAAAGGACCACGUGCAACGGCACUACCUCGAGUUGCACAUGCAACACAGCCACUUCCGGUGCUCCAAGUGCGACAGGCCGUUCAAGCGGCGCUACCUGAUGGACAAUCACGAGAGGAACUGCGACGGGUUGCGGUUCCACCAGUGCCUCGACUGCAAGCUGGUGUACAAGACCAAGGAGAAGCUGGCCGCGCACGUGAAGAAGCUCCACUGCGAGGAGAACUUCCAGCCGGAGGGGAAAAUCGAUCCGGAGCGCCCGUUCUAUUGAGAGUUUGAUGAAAAUGCGCCAGGAGCGACCCUACUAUUAGUGGGCGGUGAUUGAGUUUGUUAUAGUAAGGGGGAUUGUCGAAAUUAUUUGUAGGAUGGUAGAAUGCGUAUUUUUUUUAACUUUGUAUUGUGUUUAUUGCAUUUCAAUCGAAAAAGACUGUUAAUUUUAGAAUUAAGUGCCAUUUUAGUGCCUAUGUGAGUAACAGAAUUGUAUUUAUAUUUUUUGAUAAUAAUAAAUAAUACAAACCACCAACAUGUUUUUAAUAAUAUUAACACUCGUUACUUGAAGUUAUGUUCGUUUUUAAUCGAUUUUUGUUUUAGGAUACAAGUUGAGUUUCACCUGUCAAUGCGGAAAAUCGUACAAACACGAAACGUCUCUGUACAGACACACGAAAUUCGAAUGCAGCGGGAAAGAUAGGAAGUUCAUUUGCGCCCUCUGUAGCGCAUCAUUCAAACGAAAGGAUCAUUUAAUUAGACACAACAAAUACACUCAUCACAUGAGAGUCGAAUCCUUAGCGCCCAAACGAAGGCCUUACUAAAAAUUAGUGCCCUAAGCCGCCCGACUAUCGUCCAAUUUGUUUAGCAAAAAAAGGAUCACUAUAUAUUUUCUAAGUUAACUAACUUUAUUAUAA
Phyllotreta striolata is the source of this 2346-nucleotide messenger RNA. The record is from the annotation of a GenBank genome assembly. NCBI's taxonomy places the organism in Eukaryota, Metazoa, Arthropoda, Insecta, Coleoptera, Chrysomelidae.